GCAGGGGGAGUGGAAGGAGCUCAGGCUAUUGUUGAUCACGAAAACCGGUUUGUACGUGUAGCUUUUAUUUCUGCGAUGAAGAAAAUGUGGAGAAUCGAUGGCAUGCAGAUUGCGCAGCCUUGAACCCUGCGCGUGCAUAUCGUCUACAUCUGUGCGGGAUCAUUCGCUGUCAACAAUAGAGUCACGAAGCGCUCGCGUGCUGAACCAGAAGCCAAGUUUCGUGUCGGUAUAAAUGGAUGUAGUCUCAAGGCUUUUCGAUCAUUAUUUCGCAUUCUAACGAUGUAAAUAUUUGAACGUCAACUUUAACAGCAUCGUUUGCACGAGCAACGUCAUGCCGGGGAUGGAUGAACAAGGAAAGAUGAAUCGAGUGAAUGUGAAGCAAGGUUAAACUUUGUGCCCUGUUACGACCUUGGGAUUGAAAGUGAUCAUUACAUUUAUCAGCAGGACUGCCCUGCCUGCUCCGCACACCGCCUAUGUGGAUUGAAUGCACCCCUCAGUGCCCUACAGGAUGGACGAACUGGAUGUGAGGGCUCCAGUUUAUUUUCAUCAUCGACAUAUUUUGAUCUGUGCAUGGAUACUGCAUUACUUUUAUCACAGAGCACUCCCUGUGCUUCUCUCCAACACUUUAGUUUGCAAAAGUAUUGACUUUAUCUGAACUGCUGUUUUGAGAGGAGGGUGAAUCUCUACUGGGAUUGAAGCAACCUCAUCUCAUUGUCAUAUAUUAAUACUCCCUUUUUCUGUGGUUACAUGGAUAGUGUAUAAGGUUUGACCUAACUGCUCACUCCACUGGGUGGAGAAAUGUCUGAAAAUCUUGACAAGAUGGUCAAGUUUCUUUCCCCCCCUUCGAAGAACUUCAAUGGUUCCAGCUCAGACUCGCUUGUGGGCGAGCGUCUAGGUGUCGAGAUCCGGCGUCGCCACCACACCAUGGAGCGAGAACUGCUGAAGGCAGAGCACCGGUUCUUCCGUCGCAGUGUCAUCAAUGACUCCAAUGCCACGGCUUUGGAGCUGCCCAGCAAAAACUGUAUUCUAGCCACCUCAACAGACUGCCCUGCUCCUGUUUGUAAUCCUCUUGCCCCAGGAACCCAAGCUGCAUCACCAACCACACUCUCUGUUGCAUCUGUAAAGAAGAACGUUGAUGGAGCAAAAGAUGGUGUCAGUGUAGAGGCAAAGCCAGGGCUGAUUGGUUGCGAUGGGGAUGCCAUGCAGCUUCUUUCAUCAGAACCACCAUGUUUGGAGCUGAAGUCGGGAGAUAGUGUUGACACAAAACGAGAGAGUGAGAAAGAGGAAGAUGAAGAUAAAGAGAAGGCGCGAGCAGAGGCAGAGUUGCGGGAAGCAGAGAAGAAAGAGCAAGAGGACAUUGAGGAGGUUGAGACACAGGCAGUCGGGACGUCACUGGAUGGACGCUUUUUAAAGUUUGACAUUGAGAUUGGACGUGGCUCUUUCAAGACAGUCUACAAGGGCCUGGACACUGAAACCACUGUGGAGGUGGCAUGGUGUGAAUUGCAGGAUCGCAAGCUUUCGAAGUCAGAGCGCCAACGCUUUAAAGAGGAAGCAGGAAUGCUGAAGGGUCUUCAACAUCCCAACAUAGUACGCUUCUAUGACUCCUGGGAGUCCUCAGUAAAAGGGAGGAAGUGUAUUGUCCUGGUGACUGAACUCAUGACAUCUGGGACUCUUAAGACGUAUCUGAAACGGUUUAAGGAGAUGAAGAUCAAAGUCCUGCGCAGUUGGUGCCGGCAGAUCCUGAAGGGUUUGCACUUCCUCCAUACCAGGUCGCCUCCCAUUAUCCACAGAGACCUCAAGUGUGACAACAUCUUUAUCACUGGCCCUACUGGAUCAGUCAAGAUUGGAGACUUGGGCCUGGCUACCCUUAAGAGGGCCUCCUUUGCUAAGAGUGUUAUAGGUACCCCUGAAUUCAUGGCACCUGAGAUGUAUGAGGAGAAGUAUGACGAGUCGGUGGAUGUGUAUGCCUUUGGGAUGUGUAUGCUGGAGAUGGCUACUUCUGAGUACCCUUACUCCGAGUGUCAGAAUGCGGCUCAGAUCUAUCGCAGAGUCACCAGCGGUGUGAAGCCUGGCAGUUUCGACAAGGUGGCUAUUCCUGAAGUGAAGGAGAUCAUUGAGGGCUGUAUACGUCAGAAUAAAGAUGAGAGGUAUUGUAUCAAAGACCUCCUGAGCCAUGCCUUUUUCCAGGAGGAGACUGGGGUUCGUGUAGAAUUGGCAGAGGAGGAUGAUGGAGAGCUGGUGGCCAUAAAGCUGUUGCUGCGCAUUGAAGAUGUAAAGAAGCUUAAAGGAAAAUACAAGGAAAAUGAAGCCAUUGAGUUUUCCUUUGACCUGAGCAAAGACGUCCCAGAUGAUGUUGCCCAAGAAAUGGUCGUUUCAGGCUAUGUGUGUGAGGGUGACCAUAAAACCAUUGCAAAGGCUAUAAAGGACAGAGUGUCCCUGAUCUGCCGUAAAAGAGAGCAGAGAAAACUGGUAAGAGAGGAACAGGAAAAGAGGAAGAUGGAACAGAAGGGACUCGAGGCUCAGAGUGAAACCCAACAACCUGGACCGCAUGCUCACGCAACUGCCAAUCCCCCUGCUCCCACUCUGGCCCCAGUCAUCAUGGAGUCUGAGGAAUCGGAGGCUGACCAGCACAAGCAGCUGCAACAGCCUGGAGCAUCUGUUUCCACUGUGGGUUUUGUGGACCCUCAAGGUUCAGGGAUUGUCCCUGAGUCUCAGCCUGUUCAGGCAGGUGUGUCUUUCAGCUCUGUACAGCCUGAUUUGCAGCCACAGCUGCCUCCACAGCACACCAUGACCCAUCCUCAAGGCAUGUCACAGCCCCAAGCACAAGCUCCUCUGCAGCAGGUCAGCAGUACUUCGACCAUAGGCCCUAUCCCCCAGAACGGAACUGCGGCCCCACCACAGGUGAUGGGUCAGCCACCCUCUCUGCCCCCUGCUGUUCAGCCUACCGUUCCCCUGCAGUACCAUCAGCCACCUCAGGAUGGCAGCAUUCACCCUCAGACCAUCAUUCCACCUCAAACACUGCAGGGGCCUCAUGUCUUGCAGCCACCUCUAAGCGUAUGUCAGCUGCAGCCACCAGAGCAGACACAACCUCUGGUUCCAGCCUCCACAGAAAGUGGUCACUCAGAUGCUGCAUCUGGUCUGAGUGAUGGGAACGAGGGCAGGCAUGAGGGGCGUUCCAUGAAACAACCCCAAAGGCGUUCUGUACGCAGCCGAUCACGCCAUGAAAAGAUGGCCAAGGCCAAGCUCAAUGUGCUCAAUAUUUCUAAUAUUGGUGACAGAGUGGCUGAAUGCCAGCUGGAAACCCACAACAGGAAGAUGGUCACAUUCAAAUUUGAUUUGGAUGGAGAUAAUCCUGUAGAAAUUGCUGAAAUUAUGGUCAAAAGUGAUUUUAUCCGGGAGAGUGAGCGGGAGUCCUUCGUAGAGCAGGUUGAAGAGGUCAUUCAAAUGGCAGAUCAGAUAGGAAAAGCUAAAAAAAAUAGCCAACAGGUGAUCAAUAAUUUGGGCCAGCAAAUACCUGAAAUUUCAACAUCUAUUGUGCCUGGCGUGCCACCUAGCAUGGCAGCUCAAGUUGUACAUUCAGCAGGCCGACGCUUCAUAGUAAGCCCAGUGCCAGAAGCACGACUUCGGGAACCAUUCUUUGGGCCUCCUUCUGCCAACACAUCUUUUGAAGACUCUGCACCAGUUUCACUGUCCAAUCCAACAUCAGCCAGCAGUGUUCAACAGAACCAAGCCAACUUGGCCUCUAGUUCUACCCAGAUUUCUGUGAUACCAGCCACACCUGGAGGUCUUGCCCCAGAGAGCUGUAAUCCACCUACUUCUCAGUCUUUAUAUCAGAGUCCUGCUCCAGCAGCUUCUACGACUCUGGCAGCUGUCACCACUCAAGGUUCCACUCCUCCACUUGCCAGUCAGCAAACCAGAACAGGGAGGAUGUCUCCCUCCCCAGCCCCAGCUGAGUUAACACCCCAGCGUCGAUUAUCACUUCCCAGCCCUUCUGCACCUUACCAGAGUCCCCAAACAGUUGCGGGUCUGCAGGUUGAGAGCAGUAGCUUGAUGGUCCCAACUGGUGGUGACCAAACUCUAGCCUCCAUCCAGCAGGUGCAAGUCGCCUCUUCAACUGUACCCGUAGUGCAGCCACCUGCAAUGGGAGAGGGAGAAAGUGAUUCCCAAGGAAAGCCACCUGGUAUUGAGGACAUUCAUGCUUUGGACCAGAAGCUGCGUUCCCUUUUCAAGGACUCCUCACAGAGCUCCUCCACUCAACCUGAUGGAUCUGGAGAGACGGUUCCAUCUUCACCGCCCAACACUAUCAACACAAAUGCUCCUGGCUUAGUCUCUGUGCCGCCUUCCAGUUUGUCUCUCAGCUCAAGCGGGCAAUUUGCACCUGGUACUUUUGCUUCUAUUGGCCAGGCAGGAACACCUACAAGCUGUGCCCAGACACCAUCUGCAGAGCCUUACCCACAAAGGCAACAGACCUCUGUGGCUGUAAGUCAACAAGAUGGACAAACCAAUGCUGAGGUAAAGCAGUUAGCCACAUCACCACCAGACAAAGGUUUCAGACUUGGCCGAUUUCAGGUUUCUGUGGCCAGCGAUCAAGACCCAGUCUGCGCUCCUCCAGAUUCAGCAGUCGUAAACUCAUCUUCCUCCAUCACCCCCUCUUCGAUAUCCUCAUUUACCUCCUCCUCAACUUCAUCAAUCUCUAGCCCUGAAAACACUGUUCAUAAAUCUCAAACCCUGCCCUGGGACAGCUUUAAUUCCAUCCCAGCUACCUCUACAGUCGGCCGCUUUCAGGUGACCUCCAACACUGACAUCAAAGUGGGCCGCUUCUCAGUGACUCCAGCAGAAGGACGGAUUUCCUCUGUGAGCUCUGCUGAUGGACGGGCCACCACUAAAGAGUCUAAGAUGACAUAUUCAAGCAUGUUCAUCACAAAUCACUACCUCAGCAGUGAUAAUGACUCUGAACCAGAGGAUGAGGGCUUGAAACAAGAGAUGAACAGGCUCAGGGAGAGGCAUAUGGCUGAGAUCCAGACUUUACAGAAUAAACAGAAAAAAGAGAUUGAAGAACUUUUUAGACAUCUGGGCAAAACCCCACCCUCUGUGGUUGUCCCUCCAACAGUGGCCAUAGCAGGAAGCAGGCGGAGACCCACUAAGGGCAAAGGAAAUAAAUCAAACCGUAGUGGCAUUCUGGCCAGUUCUCUUCAACAAGGGAACAAACAAUCUGCACAGAGUGAUCAAAGUUCAGUCAACCUGUCAGCUGCUGGGAAGGCUUCAACAUCUGAAACCGUGUCAAGCUCAUAUGUUCAGACACAAGGGAACACAAGUCCAGAAAGAGCAGAGAAUGGACAGAACCAGGACCAAACACCUGCUACUAAUCUGCCACGCAAAGGCACAUUUACAGAUGACCUUCAUCAGUUGGUUGAUAACUGGGCCAGGGAUGCCAAGAACAAGAUGCCACAGGUCAAGAAAGGCUCCAAGAAAAACGCACUUACCCAUGGCAUGAUGCCACGUAAAUACUCUGCACCAGGUCAGCUCUGCUCCAUUGGUGGCCACAUGCCAGCAACCAUGAACCUCUCAAUAGAACGCAAGGGUUCACUGUGUCUGAACAAUCCACAGUUUGGCUUCCCCAGCCCCACAUACAGCACUCCACAGUGGACUCAGGUGGGCCCGCUGGAGCCAGCAGCUCCCACUGCAGGGCUACAGCAGGGCUUCCUCACACCCUCAGGAGUCCACAAAUCUGGAAACAGCUGUGGGUCAACAAAUCUACGGACCACUCAGGCAAGCUGAAACAGCUGUGGAAGAGUUGGAAUAAGAAAGUAAAGGGACAGGCUGUGCCUCAUGAGGUUGAGAUUUUAAGGUGGUUUUCAAGGGGCUGGUCCUUUGACAUCCCCAAAGAGUGGCAUGAUUCAUCUAACAGUUUACAACAACUUAGAAGUCCAUAUGAUGUGAUUUAGAAUCCUACUAAACCUGCUAUUUUAAAGUGUUGAUUUAAAUAUUGGAAUGAGAUUUUUGGCCGGAUAGAUGAAUGUGUACAUUUAGACAACAAGGGAUGGAAGGGAUUAGACUGGUUUAUAUUCUUGUUAGCCUUGUAUCAUACGGUAUGGAUGCUGUCUUUAUUGUAAUAAAAUAAAAUGGUGUAACCAGUGAACUACAGUGCCGCAAAACAUAUAUCCAGCUAGUCAUCUGCAGUUUACCGUAAAGAAAUAAUGAUUUGGAUAAACGGAGAGAGGAGGAGUGAGGGGGUGGAUGGUCUUCGGUACCAACACAAGUUUGAACAGGUGCUGACAAUGUGUAUCCUACAUUCAUGAGUUUAGAAUGUUGGGAAAAUGGGUAAAGAAGGUAGGGAUGCUGGAAUAAAAAAAUAUAUAUUUUCGUUGGGAGACGCAUUUUAGAAAAAUAUCUGGCAAGUAUUGGGGGUUCUCUCUUUACUUUAAAAUAUACUUAAUUUUCAAAACAAGUUGGAGUAGAAAGGACAAAGAUGUACAAUUGAGGAAUGUUAAAGCAGGGUUUUAUAGCUCUUCAUACUUCCACAUAUUUCAUAGCAUUGUUCAUUCAUGACAUUUUAUAUAAUUUAUGAUCAACUUAUAAUAAAAUACUGUGCAUCUUGUUUAGACAGUCACCACUACCCCUAUACACCCUUUUUUAUCUAGGUGGAUGGAGAGCUUUAUUUGAUUAUGGGUGGUCCUUGAAGGUGGGCAUCCUGUCAGCCUUUAUUAAUGAAAGCAUAAUUCAUCAUAUCACAAUGUUGCUUUCAUUUUGAAUGAAGCUAGACUUAAACCACAGAAUAAUGAUUUCCCUUGACUGUCUUACAAAAAUGCAUAUCCCAUGCAAACCUGCCUGUAGAGGUUAAUGAAAUUGUAAUUGCAUUCACUUGAUUUUGGCCAUUGUAACCAAAAUAGGAUGUAUGAUUUCAUUUUAUCCAUGGAAAAAGUGUUCAGAUAUUCAACAUGGUGCAUUUUCAACUACAGCAAGAAAGGAAGUACAGUAUUAAGCUACAGCACCAAUUUGUCUUCAUGUUUUUGGAUCAGUCCCCCAAAAUACUAUUUUCCUAAAGCCACACAUUGAGUGCCAAUUGUUUUGCAGAUGUGACUUCCUCUCACCUCUGAAAUGAUCCACUUCUCUAGAGAAGGUAUUUGUUACUGCAGUGCAGAAUAUGCACAGUUUAAAGGUUAUCAGACUGGGGAGUUUUACUUGUUACUUUUGAUACUUGAGUGCACAGAUCUGUCUGUCCGUGAAUCCUCUUUAAUUGACCAGAACCACAUUAAGUGAAACUGUUAAAAUACCACUAAUAAUCACAAGCAUACACACCUGUUGUCAGUCACAUUAUUAAUUCUGAAAACUGCAUGUUUUCACCCACUUCUCACACCUGUGCCUAUAGAAAAACAACAUUAAAUGUAUGUGGUCAAGGGGGGGGGAAGCAAUUGCUGCUGAUGUGUUUGUCAGUUAUUUUCAGCCCAGGGUCUUGGUGACUAUGAUUUUGUUUGUCAGUCUUGUAAAAAAAAUGUAUAUAUUCAAAGGCCUAAUAAAACAUUUUUUGACUUUUUA
Messenger RNA from Myxocyprinus asiaticus (Chinese sucker), 7536 nucleotides. Its product is annotated as serine/threonine-protein kinase WNK1-like. Gene Ontology annotation, biological process: positive regulation of sodium ion transmembrane transporter activity; protein phosphorylation; positive regulation of potassium ion import across plasma membrane. The record is from RefSeq and is a predicted model, not a curated record. Bases 799 to 5778 code for a protein of 1659 amino acids. Gene Ontology annotation, cellular component: cytoplasm; cytosol. Lineage: Eukaryota; Metazoa; Chordata; Actinopteri; Cypriniformes; Catostomidae. The transcript is spliced from 24 exons. Gene Ontology annotation, molecular function: chloride channel inhibitor activity; ATP binding; potassium channel inhibitor activity.